AUGGAAAGCGUAAACUCUGUGGGAAAUGAUGAUUUGCGAACCAGAUACCUCUAUGAAAAGUAUGUCCUUCGUACUCACCUAAUUGAGCAGGCAGUUGGUUACUCCAAAGGCUCCAGCUACAAGAGGCUAGUCGCUCUGCAAAAUGACCUUAACAGGGGACUAUACAGAAAUUUUGAACGGGAAUCCAUUCAAAGAGAUGCGAAUAUGGCUCUCUUGAGAAAGGACUGCCGAGAAGCUAACUUUGCAGAGUACAUACCGUCAUCAUAUGAUGACCUGGACUAUGCACAUUACAGGAGGAUCCAGGGGCGAUCAACACAUGCAGAAGCAACGGACUUUAGGUAUACUGGUGCAGGUAUAAAUCCUGAUAUUAUUGAAACUCAAGAUGGGAAAUGGAAUACAGACACAUCACAGGUUGCUAGAAUUACGGUAAAGGAGAUAAAUUUGGAUUCAAUAUGCAACACAGACUCUAGAUAUAGUUCAAUAGUAAACCAAAACUUGGAAUCUUAUAGAGAGCCUUCCGUAGUGGAAGAACUGGUGAAGAAUGGUAUGUCACCCAUGGAGGUAGCUAGGCUUUCUGACGUGUUCCAGCAUCCCUUGGUAUUUCGCAAGGUAUCACAAUCCAUCAUACCAUGGCUAAAGGAACAAACAAUAAUGGGCUAUUGGAACAACAAUGUUUCUUUAUUUAUCCUUUGUCUGACGAUUGCAAUAAGUGUAGGAAGUGUGGAAACAAUUUUCAAGCUUAAUGAUACUUGGGGUAUGGUCUUUUUACUCACAUAUUUACUAUCAUAUAUUCUUGUUGUACAACCCAUGAUUUGUUUUGAGUUAACUACAGGACAAUUGUACAGAGCGGGCCCGUCUGCCAUUUUUGAUAAGCUUGUUAGUGGCUGCGGAGGUAUUGGAACCACAAUGGUGUUACUGUGUAUUAUUUCCGGAUGCAUAGCAUGUGGAAGAACGUCAGCAGAGUACAUGAUUUAUUUUAUAAAUGUGUUCAAGAAGAGAAUGCCCUGGAAAAUUACGGGUGAGGAUAUGGAAAAAUGUGCAACGGCUGGAGCUUCCUUGACAAAGUGUAAACAAUUUGGUCCAUUAUGUGCAUUUGUUGAUGGAAAAUGUAGUUUUAACGCAAUAGGAAAGGCUUAUUUAGCGUAUCAAGAUGCAUUUGACAAUGACAAUGCUUCAAUAAACAGCAUUAAUGUAGACCUUGUCUAUGGAAUGAUUGGUACAUACUCCCUUGUUUGGAUUCUUCAGAUGUUCGGAUUAACAAAUUUUACAUUUUCAGCAUUUAUUAUACUUAUUCUUUUGUUUUUUUUGGUGCACAUGCAGUUAUAUAGUACGUUGGUCUUGGAUGGUGCAACGGACUAUUUGUGGGAUUCUUUUUCGAAUAUAAAGUUUUCACUGAUAUUUCAAAAUAGCAGAAUAUGGUCUCAUUCAAUACGUUGCUGCAUUUACGAAUAUAUAGUGGGAAAUGGAAUUUACAGUACACUUGCCUCUAAAUCUAGAAUAGGCUAUGAUUUAUCUAAUGAAGCAGUAGGUGUGGGUCUCUGCUCAGGUUACGUUACAAGUUUGGUUUUUAUUACUGCUUCUGCCAUAGUAGGCUAUUACAGUAAGAUUUUAAAGACUCAACCUUCUGAUAUUUUGUGGCUGCUUAAACAGAAUUGCAGCUUUAUUUUGUUACCUUUGGGGUUUCCUAAUUCUAGAAACAUGGAAAGGACUCUUUUGGUUUUACUUUUUGGAUGUGGUUCCAUCCUAAUUUGCGCAACCCUUGCAAUUCAGAUUGAGGUUCUGGUUGUGUCUAUAGUUCGUUUAUCGGUUGUUAAAAUACACAGAAGAUAUAUUUCUACAAUUGUUUGCAUUCUUUUGCUAAUUUUAAGUAUUCCACUUUGCUCUCGUAGUGGUAAGAGAGUGAUUUGGUUUUUAGAAAUUGCAGUCGGUGAUUUGGGAAGGGUUUUUAUGGUUUUAAUGUCUUGCAUUGUAAUUGGAUGGCUUUAUGGAACACAAAUACAGAUUCAGCACGUGGGAAAAGUUCCAUUGUAUAUUUUUAAUGGGACUUUCUGGGUUGCCAAUAUUAUAGUUGCGCUCUGUGAAACAUUUGAUGAAACAGUAAAAAUGCCAAUUUGGUGGCUGGUUAGGUUUAUAUCGAUAAUUUUUGCAACUAUAAUAGCGGUUCUCUCCUAUAAGUACAAGAUUGGUGGAUCAUUAAAUGAAGUUGGAGAAAAGAAUGUUACAGCAAUUAAUGAAGGAGAAUCCAUAGCUAGGGACUCCCCUUUAGAAUCUAUCCAACAAAGUGGAGAUUUGCCAAUUAAAACAAUCUUGUACUAUCUUUAUUUUGGAAACAUUGAGCAUUUUAGAAGCCAGGUGUGUAGAAUCACGCCUAUGAAUAGAGUAGGAGGGGUUUCCAUGACGAUUUUAUGGUCAAUCUCCAUAAAGUGGGUCGCUUCAUGUCUUCUUUCCAAUACGCUGGCGGAUGUGCUUGAAGAAGUAAUUUCCGAUGAUAUCGCAAUGACAAUAAAUGAGGUCUCCAAAACAAGUAAAUGGCCCACCUUGGGCAUUUGGGGGAUAAAUACCUCGCUAAAUAUGGAUAUGUACUAA
Molecule: messenger RNA, 2586 nt
Organism: Theileria equi strain WA
Lineage: Eukaryota; Apicomplexa; Aconoidasida; Piroplasmida; Theileriidae
Exons: 2
Coding region: 1-2586 (861 amino acids)
Biological process (GO): sodium ion transmembrane transport
Cellular component (GO): membrane
Source: RefSeq, a predicted model, not a curated record